ACGUUUCAAUCAGCCGCCAUAUUAGGAAGCCAAACCCCUCUUUCAUUCUGUUAAUAAAGACUGGCUACACUUCCAGGGUAGUUUUCGGAUGUGACCAGUUGUUGUUGAGCGCCUGAAUAUAAAUCGCGAGAUCUGCAUAAGCAUUAUCUAGGUUUAGUUUGUGUACUGUCACUCGUACGGGUUAUUUAUCUACUCUUCCACAAUGGCGACCGCGACUGCAACUCCGACCGGCCAGCGAAGCACGUGCGGCAGCGGUACGCCGCUGAGCCCGACUAGGAUAUCCAGACUUCAGGAAAAACAACAGCUCAGGGACCUGAACGACCGCUUGGCCGUUUACAUCGACAAAGUCCGUAGUUUGGAGUCUGAAAAUGAUGUACUGCACCUGCAAAUUAACGAAAAGGAAGAAGUGAGGAGUCGGGAGGUAACCGGACUGAAAGCCCUGUAUGAGACUGAGCUAGCCGACGCCAGAAGGUGUUUGGAUGACUCCUCCAAGGAGCGGGCCUGGCUGCAGAUUGAGUUGGGAAAGAUCAAAUCUGAGCAUGAGCAGCUUCAGCAAAGCUACAACAAGAAGGAUUCUGAAGCAGCUGGAGCCCAGGCCAGACUGAGGGACUUGGAGGCUCAGCUGAACUCUAAAGAGGCCAUGCUGGCUACAGCACUGUCUGAGAAGAGAGGUCUGGAAGCCACACUGGCUGACCUGCGAGAACAACUACAGGAGCUGGAUACAGGUCUCACUCAGGCCAAGAAGCACCUUGCUGAUGAGAUGCUGCUGCGUGUUGACUUGGAAAACCGCUGCCAGAGUCUGACAGAGGAAAUGGACUUCCGUAAGAACAUGCAUGAAGAGGAAGUGAAGGAGGCCAUGCAGCGGUACGAGACUCGACUGGUGGAGGUGGACUCUGGGAGGAAAGAGGAGUAUGAAUAUAAACUGACUGAGGCCCUGGCUGACAUGAGGGCUCAGAAUGAAGAGCAGAUCCGGAUUUACAAAGACAACAUGGAGAGCACCUACGUGGCCAAACUGGAGGAUCUGCGUCAGUUGUCUGAGAUGAAUGGGGCAUCGGCCAACAUGGCCCGCGAGGAGCUGAACGAGUCCAGCCUGAGGAUCGAGAGCCUUACGGCCCAGCUGUCAGGACUGCAGAAGGAGACCCGCAAUUGGCGCGAUCGUAUAGUGGAGCUGGAGGCAACUUUGGCUCAGGAGAAAGACGCAAGCCGCAAGCUGCUGGCAGACAAAGACCGCCAGGUGGCUGAGAUCCAGGCCAAGAUGCAACAACAGCUGAAUGAGUACGAACAGCUGCUGGAUGUUAAACUGGCUUUGGACAUGGAGAUCAAUGCCUACCGCAAACUUUUGGAGGGAGAAGAAGAAAGACUGAAGCUGUCUCCCAGUCCCUCAUCUCGCGUCACGGUAUCUCGAGCCUCAUCCAGCAGCCGCAGCGUGCGCACCACUCAGGGAAAGAGGAAACGCAUUGAUGUGGAGGAACAGGAAGCCAGCAGCUCAGUGUCCAUCACUCAUUCUGCCUCGGCCUCAGGACCCAUCUGCGUUGACGAGAUUGACACUGAUGGCAAGUUCAUCAGCCUUCAGAACAGCGGAGAUGAGGAUCAGGCCAUGGUGGGUUAUGAGGUGAUUAAGACGAUUGGAAAUGCUGUAGCCACUUACAAGUUCACACCCAAAUAUGUCCUGAAGGCUGGCCACAAAGUCACGAUUUGGGUGUCUGAUGCAGGUGUGAGCUCUAAACCUCCCACAGACCUGGUGUGGAAGAACCAGACCUCCUGGGGUUCAGAGGAAGAUGUACAUGUGGUGCUGAUCAACCCUCAGGGAGAGGAAGUGGCAAAGCGAACCACAACAUACAAGACAGCAGGAGAACCGGGUGAGGAAGAUGACAGUGGGAUGGAGGCCUCUGAGGAAGACCUCGUCCACCAGCAGGGAGCUCCUCAAACUGGCAAGAGAGGCUGCACCAUCAUGUGAUCUCACUGACCAACCAACCAACCAGCCAGCACCACCUCCUCCUCUGAGCCCAGCCAGUCUGCUGCCAACUGUAAUUCUACAACUAUUUUUCUAUCUUUUGUAGUGUGUUUGAAUAAAAUGUAUCGAGUUUAUCUUUUUAUUUCUCACAGAAAUGCAGACUUUUUGUAGAUGACAAACAAAAAUAACAUGGUUACGGAACAAAAUGUGUAUUUGUAGUUCAGUUCUUUAAAAAAAAAAAAAAGAAAAAGAAAAAUUUUAACAAGUAGCUAAACUCAAGAUGGGCCGUCUUUCAGAAAACAAUUACUUUUGCUAUGUUAUUUUUUAAAAUCUGUUUUAAUUUUGUUAUUUUAUAUUUGAUAUUAUCAUUAUUAUAAAUGAUAUAUUUUAGGCUUUUAAGUAAGGUUGUUUUAAGACAUUUGAUGUUUUUUUUAUUUUUGUUUUUUGUUUUUUGGAUUUGCUGUAAACCUACUGUAUGAUAUCAAAAAAUAAAAUAAAAAUAUAAGUAGUACUAAAAAGGACAAGUACACUAAAAGUUCAACAGUAACAGGAGUUCAUCUAAUUGAUUACCUCCUCCCAUCAGUGGUCAAAAUGCCAUUCUUCUAGUAUCUUUAGGGAAAGAAAACAAAAAACAUGAAAAGCUUAAAAUACCAAGAUUGUAUGAUUGUAUCCAUGAGGAAGUCAGCAGACAUUUAGGUUUGUUAGCAUUUGUUGAGUUACCUUAAAGCCCCAUAUGUGUGUCAUUUGAAACUUUGGCAUUGGUCACACUGUCAUGUCUGAUCUUUUUCUGCAAAUAAAAGCUUGUGCCAUCAGAACAAUCUGACAGAUGUUACAAUCACACUUUACACCCGGAGGCUGUAAUGUAAUUGAAUGCAGCAAGUUAAAACCUUGUGGAGUAAGUAUUGCACCACUAAGAAGUGCUGAUUGUAUCCUUUUGAUAUUUGAAGUGCUUAAAGUACCUUCUGUAUUGGUGUGUUUAUUAUGCAUGCUAUCACUGUAAUCUUUGUAGUUCAUUGAGUAAAUGUUGUUCUCAUGUAAA
Molecule: messenger RNA, 2993 nt
Organism: Scatophagus argus
Lineage: Eukaryota; Metazoa; Chordata; Actinopteri; Scatophagidae
Gene: lmnb1
Product: lamin B1
Exons: 11
Coding region: 203-1957 (584 amino acids)
Source: RefSeq, a predicted model, not a curated record